Drosophila grimshawi is the source of this 2287-nucleotide messenger RNA. RefSeq names its product mediator of RNA polymerase II transcription subunit 15-like. The record is from RefSeq and is a predicted model, not a curated record. The transcript is spliced from 5 exons. The coding region runs from base 635 to 2287 and encodes 550 amino acids. Lineage: Eukaryota; Metazoa; Arthropoda; Insecta; Diptera; Drosophilidae.
GAGCAAAUGUUAAUUGUUUGUUGCUGUUGAGCUCACUGUUGGCUAACAGGUCACACUGUCACCACGAGUAGGAGAAAAGAAAUAAAAUAACUUUUUUUUGUUGCACAUGCAAAUAUAAUAAUUCAGUGUUUUGUGCAUGAAGCUAACGAUUCACAUUCUCCACACAUAUUUUCAUACUUGUGCGUGUGCGGGUGGCGCAAGCAGAAAGCAAUAGUGCUAAUUAGAGCAGCAGCCAAAGCGAUAAAACUGUGCAGUGUGGAAAAGUUGCUCUCGCAGAAUUCGUCGUGUCAUUAGACGUAAAAUAAAAAAAAAAAAAAAAAAAACGAAAGAAAGAAAGAAGAGUGCCGCGGCAAGUGAAACUGAAAUACGAAUUCAUUUAUUUGGCAGCAGCCGCCCGUCGCACUGUCAAAGAAGCCGCCCGCACGCAUCAAAUAAAACAUGAUCAAUUCGUGCUACAAAACUGAAUUGUCUGCGGCCAACCAUUAAAGUAACAACUUCAAUGUUUGGCGUUUGUAGUGUUCAUGUGCUGCGCAUAUCCUGAGCCACGUUCAGAAAGAGUCAACAACCCGCCGAUUGCGUCGCAAGUCGUAAGUGUUGUCAACUGCGUUGCAAGUGUAGCGCAGUCGUUCCAAUUAUGGCGCAGCAAGCGCAGCCGGUUGCUCAGCAGCAGCAGCAGCAGCAGCAACAACAACAGCAGCCGCAGCAACAACAACAACAGCAGCAGCAGCCGCAGCAACAACAACAGCAACACCCGCCACCAGCAGCGACGCCAGUGUCCACGCCCUCAACGCCGCAACCGCCUCCCAACAACAACAACAGCAUUGUUUCACCGACCAACAACAACAAUAAUAAUAACAACAACAGCACCAACGUGCUGACAUCUAUGCCCGUCUACAACCAACAGCCCCAAGCGGUGUAUAUGCCAGCCGCAGCUGCCUCUGCUCAUGGAGCACAUCAUCCGCACAUGCCGCAAGGUGGCCACGGCCCGGUGUUCCAUCAUUCGGGCAUGAUACCAGCGCCCAUGUCCAGCAAUGUCUUUGUGAACAAUGUGACGGCCAAUGUGAAUCUACAUGGCUGGUCGCAUGCCUACAUGCCGGGCAGCGGAGCACCUCCUCAUUAUGUGGGCACACACGGCGAGCUGCCGCCGGAGCCGGGCAAUCCGUUGAUGCAACACUUGCCGCCAAUGCCACUGCAUCAGGGUAAUCCGAAUGGCCACAUACCCGGCAUGGGUGGACGGGGUCGCGGGCGUGGCCGUGGACGCGGCGGUGGUGGACAACGUCGCAAUGACUACCACAAUCCGCGGCAUAUGCAGCAUCAGCAGUUGCAACUGCAACCGCCAAGUGCCAUUCAAUUGCAGCCGGAACAGAUCGGUCAGCAAUUGGCGCAUCCGCCACCGCCCGAGGCGCAACUGCAGCCAAUGUCAUACUAUGCGCCGCAUCCGUAUGCGGCAUACAGUGGCUAUCAGGCCGCCUACUUUGCGCCCCAUCACGGUCCAAUUCAAGUGCCGCCGAAUGCAGCAGCCGCUGCCCAGCAGGCUACCGGAACGCCUCUAUAUAUAUCACCGAUGCCAUUGUAUAACGGCGCACCCAUGUACAACUAUGGUGGCUAUUUCUAUCAUCAGGUGCUACCGCAGAGCGAGUAUCAGUACGUGUCUGAGGAUGGUGGCCAGGCUCAAGGUGGCGUUGUUGAUGAGCGGCAGGCGCAGGCGCUGUGGCAUCCGGCGGCGCACAUGUAUGCCGAUGAGUAUCAGGAGGUGACGCAUGCGAAUGGCGACGAACUGAAUCACAAUAGUUCCUCGUUGCCCUCCUCCGAAACGUCCAGCAUGCUGAGUCCCAACUAUCCCAUCUACGAUGCCCAACAUAUGCACGAGAUGCAACAGCAAAUGGGCGUUAUGCAGAUCUACGAUGAUGGUCAACUGGCACCGCUCCAGGGCUUGCAUCCCGUAGCCGGUCCAUUGCCACCGUAUGAGGAUGAACUGUCGGAUUGUGGCGCUGCACCCGUUGGUGCCAUACCCGUCACUUGGACACUACCUGCUGAUGCGCCGCCACUGCCAAUGCUAAUCCAGGCACCGCCACCACCACAUCAUAUCAUUCAGCCGCAACAUCCUCAGCCACCUGUUUGUCUUGAACAACAACAACAACAGCAGCAGCAACUGCCCCUCCAUCCUCCUCAAGUAGAAACACCUACACCACAGGAAGCAUUCGGUAAGUGCCGCCGCCAAUUAUUAUUAUUUUCACUGAUAGGCUGUGUUUUCUACUCGGGUCACGUUCUCGAUAGCGCCGGAUAA